CCGACGUAGGGAGAGUCUUUCUUAUCCCCCUUUCCGUUCUUUCCUUCUUCGUCGCGCCUCUCUCUCCAAAGGCGGCGUUUGGGAGAUGCAAAGGACCCCAUGACUUCGUAUUGAUGAUAUUUCCCUGAAACUUGGGGGGGAUAGCUUAUUGAAUCACCCAAAGCUGACUCUUUCUAUUUCACGCGCUGUUGCUUUACUCAUCACCUCUGUCUUUGUUUAUAUAAACUUGUGCCGUACACACACGCUACACGCUUUUCUUCCUUCUUUGCAGCUUCUUUUGGAUUAGCUUUCUCUAGCUCGUGGGAGUUCAAUAAACCAUACAAGAUAAUCAUGCUGGAGAAAGAAUUUUUCACCGAGUAUGGGGAAGCCAGUCAAUAUCAGGUUCAGGAAGUGGUCGGCAAAGGAAGCUAUGGGGUUGUAGCCUCUGCCCUGUGCCCACACACUGGGGGAAAAGUGGCGAUAAAGAAGAUGACCAACGUCUUCGAACAUGUAUCAGAUGCUAUACGGAUACUCAGAGAGAUAAAGCUCCUCAGACUUCUCAAACACCCGGAUAUCGUGGAGAUCAAACACAUAAUGCUCCCUCCUUGUCGGAAGGAAUUCAAAGAUAUUUAUGUAGUUUUUGAGUUGAUGGAAUCUGAUCUUCAUCACGUCCUUAAGGUAAAUGACGACCUCACCCCUCAGCAUCAUCAAUUCUUCUUGUACCAACUACUUCGUGGACUAAAAUUCAUGCACUCAGCUCAUGUUUUCCAUAGAGACCUGAAGCCCAAGAACAUCCUUGCUAAUGCUGACUGCAAACUCAAGAUUUGCGAUUUUGGACUAGCUCGGGUUUCUUUCACUGAUUCCCCUUCAGCUGUUUUUUGGACUGACUAUGUUGCUACGAGAUGGUACCGUGCUCCCGAGCUGUGUGGUUGUUUCUAUUCUAAUUACACACCGGCUAUUGACAUAUGGAGCGUUGGCUGCAUAUUUGCGGAAAUGCUUACUGGAAAACCCUUGUUUCCCGGCAAGAACGUUGUGCACCAGCUAGAACUUGUCACUGAUCUGCUUGGCACUCCGUCGCCGGAAACUAUAGCAAGGAUUCGGAAUGAGAAGGCUAGAAAAUAUUUAAGUAACAUGAGGCGAAAGGAACGUGUUCCUUUCUCCCAAAAAUUCCCCAAUGCCGAUCCUGUGGCUCUGGGUUUGCUUCAGCGUUUGAUCGCAUUUGACCCCAAGGACCGUCCCUCUGCCGAAGAGGCAUUGGCUGACCCAUAUUUUCAAGGGUUGGCAAACGUGGAGUAUGAACCUUCAAGGCACCCGAUCUCUAAGCUUGAAUUUGAGUUUGAAAGGAGGAAAUUGACCAGGGAAGACGUGAGAGAGCUCAUGUACAGAGAGAUAUUGGAGUAUCAUCCACAGAUGCUGCAAGAGUACCUACAAGGAGAAGAGAACAACAACUCUCAUUUUCUAUAUCCAAGUGGAGUUGACCAGUUCAAACAACAAUUUGCCCGUCUCGAAGAGCAUGACGAUGAGAAUGAAGGGAACUCCCCACCAAUGCAGAGAAAGUACACCUCACUCCCGAGAGAAAGAGUCUGCUCAUCAUCAGAAGACGAGGGCGUAGAUCCAAUCCCACGAAACGAGAGGCUCAGCUCUUCUUCUUCUUCAAAGACUCCGAAAGCAAAUCAUGCAAAGCGCGCGGCCUGUCUCCUCAGAAGCGAUAGCAUCUGUGAUUCCAGAUGUGUCGGCGCUGCUGUCGCCGCCAAAGACUGCGAUCUUCUCGUCAGUUGAUCAUUUUCAUUUUCCUGUUUAUUGGGUUCUUGAGCUGCCAGUGAACUUUGGAUCGGAGUCAUCAUCAUGUAAUGCUGAAUUACGUAAAGAUGAUUUGGUAAGACAUUCAUCAUCAUGAUCAAUGGUUGACAAUAGCCAGAGAAGGAGAACUAUUCAAUGCUGAACCAUGUGGCCUUUAUAUUAUUAUUUAGUGCGCUUUUAUGUUUUCACA
Tarenaya hassleriana is the source of this 1969-nucleotide messenger RNA. Its product is annotated as mitogen-activated protein kinase 17. Gene Ontology annotation, cellular component: cytoplasm; nucleus. Gene Ontology annotation, molecular function: MAP kinase activity; ATP binding. The coding region runs from base 331 to 1758 and encodes 475 amino acids. The transcript is spliced from 10 exons. Gene Ontology annotation, biological process: intracellular signal transduction; protein phosphorylation. The record is from RefSeq and is a predicted model, not a curated record. Lineage: Eukaryota; Viridiplantae; Streptophyta; Magnoliopsida; Brassicales; Cleomaceae.